Molecule: messenger RNA, 1098 nt
Organism: Tetrahymena thermophila SB210
Lineage: Eukaryota; Ciliophora; Oligohymenophorea; Hymenostomatida; Tetrahymenidae
Product: poly (ADP-ribose) glycohydrolase
Exons: 1
Biological process (GO): regulation of DNA repair
Molecular function (GO): poly(ADP-ribose) glycohydrolase activity
Source: RefSeq, a predicted model, not a curated record
AUGGGAAACAAAAAGUCAAGCGAAAAUUCACAAAAACCUUUCGAAGUCCAAAUAGGAGUUAGGUUAUCUGCAUCUAUAAAAGAGUUACUUAAAGAAGUACCCUAAGAUGUACACCCCAUAAAAAAAUAAAUAUAUAAAGAAGCUCUUUCAAGGCUUAACUAAUAAGAUAAAGAAUAGAUCAUGAUUUAUAUAAAAUGCAAUUAAAACACUGUGAUAUCUCAAGUUUUAUAUAAUGAAAUUAAAAUAUAAAUGAUGGAUGGACCAUAUAAUUACAAAUCUGAUUUCAAUUCUUAAUAGUAACCCACAAAAAGUUGGUAUGUAAACUUUUCUGACAAAAACCUCUUUGGUUUUUAUCAUACUCCUCUAUUUGCGUAAGAUGAAGUUUAAUGCUGCUAAUUUCCUCUACUUCCUUACAUUAAAUAAUAUAUUCAAGCUUAUUCUAAAUAAGAAGAAGGUUAUUUUCCUGUUACUAGAGUAGGAAUGAACUCCUAUCCUAUUUUAGUAUUAAAUUGCUAAUAUUUAUGCUAUGUAGAUCUCUUAAAAAAAAAUAAAAACUACCCGUACGGAAUUUAUGGCAAUAACUUUGAAAAAUUGAAAAAAGAAGAUGUUAAUGAAUUUUUUAGUUUCCCAAAAUUGGAAGAAACUAAAAACCUAAUCAAUCUAAUUUGCAUGUCAGCCUUAUCAAUUUUUAGUUAAAAGGGUUAAUCUAGAGAAUAUACAGAAGCUGAAAUUGUAUAUACAUUUGAAACAGUUUAUAGAGCAUUUUAUUCAGCUGUUUAAGAAUCAAAAAGUAACAAUUAAAAUGUAUAUGUAGUAAUAAACACAGGAAAUUGGGGAAGUGGCGCAUUUGGUAACAAUUUAGUAUUUACUGUAUUAGUUUAGUUAGCUGCAGCUCAUUUGGCUAAAGUAAAUUGCCUUAAUUAUUAUCCAUUUGAUGAUUAAGGAAAAUAUGGUUAUCAGGAAGGUUAUAAAUUGUUCCAAAUCUUUAUAAAACAAAUGCAAUAAAACCAAGUUGAACUUUCUUUACAGUUCUAAUUAAACUUUAUUUAAUUUUGCAUAAAUUAAAAAUUUACUUGGGGUAGUUCAAAUGGAUUUUGA